AUGCCACUCUCGAAACUGGAGGAGAACUGUUCCUUGGAACAUGCGACAGCAGGCCAUGAACAUCGAUUCGUACGAAAGCUUGGCUACCCGAAUCGGACAUUUGCGAAUGAGAAGAUGAGAUACGAUGAAGAAGAGCUGGAGGCGUUCUACAUGGAUCUGGAGAGCCUCUACAGAGAAGACCAUACUUUCUUCAAGGUCAUCGUCGGUGAUUCCAAAGCCAAGAUUGGCCCCAGAAGAAAGGCUGAAGAGCUUCAUAUUGGGACUCGUGGAAUGGAAUGGAAUGAGCAGGGUGUAAGGCUGUCCGACCACAACGUCGAUGAAGAAUACGAUCGGUUCUUUGAAUAUCUCCGCGAUAGCGCCAGGGAAGCGGAGAGCCUCAAAGAUGGCAAGAAGCGUCUCUCUUUGAAGACUCUCGAGCUGAUUCGCGAGCGCGGAAUCGUGCGAGCUACAGGCAAUCAUCAACAAACGCCCGAAAAUGCGAAGCUAUACCUGAAAGAGAGAAGAGCAGCAGUUAUGGACGAAGCAGCCGAGGCUGGAAAGAGCAUUCGCAAGGCCGACAGAGCUUCGCCAAUUAAAAGACCAAGAUGA
This is a messenger RNA of Haemonchus placei, 588 nucleotides long. Lineage: Eukaryota; Metazoa; Nematoda; Chromadorea; Rhabditida; Trichostrongylidae. The record is from the annotation of a GenBank genome assembly.